This is a messenger RNA of Ananas comosus (pineapple), 5909 nucleotides long. RefSeq names its product pentatricopeptide repeat-containing protein At5g52850, chloroplastic. Gene Ontology annotation, biological process: RNA modification. The record is from RefSeq and is a predicted model, not a curated record. Gene Ontology annotation, molecular function: protein binding; RNA binding. The transcript has 3 exons. Lineage: Eukaryota; Viridiplantae; Streptophyta; Magnoliopsida; Poales; Bromeliaceae. Bases 29 to 2509 code for a protein of 826 amino acids.
AUGCACAGUCCAUGAUGAAUAAAGUAGCAUGAGCUGCUCUCGUUGGAGUAAGUCCUUCGUUCCCAACUCCUCCUUUUCUCCGACUCCUUCUCCACUCAUCCCCAUCUCCUUCCUCUCCUCUCUCCUCGAGCUACCCCACCCUCCAAACCCUAGAAACCUUCGAAACCUCCACCACUCGCCCCCACGCCAUGAUUCCGAGCUCGUCUCCUACGACUCGUGCCUCCGCCUCCUCUCCUCCUCCCCCUCCUCUUCCUCCCUCCGCCGCGCUUCCUCCGCCCACGGCGCCGUCAUCAAGCUCGGCCUCUCCGGCGACCUCCUCCUCUGCAACCGCCUCCUCGCCCUCUACGCCGAGCUCCGCCGCGGCGGCGUCAGCGGCCCCGCCCACGCCCGCAUGCUGUUCGACGAAAUGCCUCGCCGGGACGUCGCGUCCUGGACCGCCGCCAUCUCUGCCCACGCCCGCGCCGGCCUCGCCGACGCCGCGCUCGGCCUCUUCCGACGCAUGCUGGCGCUGCCCGAUCCCUCGGCGCCCGUCGCCGCCCCCAACGAGUUCACGUACUCCGCCAUCCUUCGCUGCUGCGCUGAUCGGUUCUCGCUGGGCUCCCAAAUCCACGCCCAGAUUUGGCGGCGCGGCUUCGGAGCGAACACUGUUGUCGGCGGCGCUCUCCUGGAUUUCUACUCCAAGUUUGGCGAAUUCCGCUUAGCUGAUCAGGUUUUUGCUACCAUGGAUUAUAAAGAUGUGAUCUCGUGGACUAUCAUCAUAACUGCUUAUGUAGAAGCAGGCGACUUGACCGGGGCCGUGAACCUAUACACCACCAUGGUCGGAGGCGGGACCGCUCCCACUGAGUUCACCUUUGCCAAGCUUCUAACCGGAUGCGGACUCUUCGGGUGCUGUCGAAUUGGUGAGCUGCUCCAUGCCCAUUUAAUCAUUUAUGGAAUGCACCUCAAUUUAGUGUUGAAAACCGCACUUGUGAAUAUGUACUCAAAAUGCCGUGAUAUGGGCCGUACUUUAACGGUCUUUCGCCAAACACCUGAUAUGGAUGUGAUGCUGUGGACGGCGAUGAUUGCUGGAUACUCCCAGAGAGGGGAGUUCAAAGAAGCCAUCGCUUUGUUGAAAGAGAUGGAGAUUGCGGGGGUUACAGCGAAUGCCUUCACGUAUGCAGGAGUUGUGAGUGCGUGUUCGUCUGUAUUGGCGCUACAACAUGGAGCGCAGAUUCAUUGCCGGACGGUCAAGAUUGGGUUGGAGCAGGAUUCUUCAGUUGGUAAUGCGAUUGUUGACUUGUAUGCCAAGUGCUCGACGAAUGUGUGGGACUCUAUCAGUGCUUUUAGAGCAAUUAAUUACCCAAAUGUUAUCUCUUGGACUGUUCUGAUUGCUGGGCUGGCCCGUCACGGCCAAGGCCAGGAAGCAUUUGUUGCAUUAGCUGAGAUGCGGGCGAGUGGAGUUCAGCCCAAUUCCUUCACUUUGUCCGCUAUUCUUUCAGGCUGUGGCUUCUCCUUGGAAGCUCUUGCUCACGCGAAGAAGCUCCAUGGCUAUGUGCUUAAGACAACGUUGGAUUCUUUAGAUGUGGCUGUUGGGAAUUCAUUGGUUGAUCUCUAUGCUAGGUACUCUAUGAUGCAAGAUGCGUGGAUGGUCGCAAAAACGAUGAUGAAUUUUAGGGAUGUGUUCACGUAUACAAGCAUAGCCAAAGGGCUUAAUCAGAUGGGCCUUCAUAUGAGGGCUUUGGAAAUGAUGACCCAAAUGCACAACGAAGGAAUAGAGAUGGAUGGGUUUAGUCUUGCUUGCUUCCUCUCUUCUACUGCGGGCUUAACGGCGAUAGAGUGUGGGAAGCAGCUCCACUGCUCUUCAAUGAAGUUGGGAUUGAACAAUAAAGUUUCAGUUUCUAAUAGCCUUCUUGAUAUGUACGGCAAAUGUGGGUGUAUAAAAGAAGCUCGAAGCAUCUUCAUGGAGAUCGAGGAGCCUAAUGUGGUAUCGUGGAAUAGUUUGAUAUCUGGGUUGGCUUCCAAUGGGCUUAUUUCACAAGCCCUGUCUGCUUUUGAGGACAUGCGGUUGGCAAAAAUCAAACCGGACAGCAUAACCAUCUUAGUGGUGAUGUAUGCAUGUAGUCAUGGUGGAUUGGUCGAUGUGGGCAUCGAGCAUUUCAAUUUGAUGAGGGAAAUUUAUGGCCUCUCCCCACAGCGGGAUCACUAUGCGUGCUUGUUAGAUUUGUUGGGACGAGCAGGCCGGCUUGAAGAAGCAGCUUUUGCAAUGGAGAGCAUGCCUUUUGAGCCUGAUGUGGGAAUGUAUAAGACAAUUUUGGCUUCUUGCAAGCUUUAUGGGAACUUGGUUCUUGGAGAGUGCAUGGCGAAGAAGGCAUUAGAGACGAACCCAACAGAUCCGUCUAUUUAUGUAUUGCUUGCAAGCAUGUAUGAUGAUGUGGGUAAGUUGGAGUGGGGUGAUCAGAUAAGGAAAAUGAUGAGGGAGAGAAUGGCGAGGAAGUGUGCAGGCCAAAGUUGGAUGCAGAUAAGCAAUUAAACCUGAGUAAAUCCAGGGUCUGGUGGAGUCAAAAGAGAAUUGUCCUGCCAAAACCCAAACUAGACUGGGAUUUAUCUAGAUGUCUCAAGCCUGAAAAUGUCCCAGUGAACUAAAAAUAUGGCCGGGUCCAACCAGGUCAACUAAAGAAAUUGAGGACCUGAGCUCGACCUGAAUUUGCUUGCUCAAGUUUUGAGAGCCGGACAAGCCCAGUGAUCGCACUCAGGCCUGACCUGACUUGACCGGUCAGGCUGGUGGAGUAUUUUCUUUUUGCUCGGGGUCUAUAAGCAACUAAGCUGCCACUCUGAAAUAUCUUAAUAAAAAACUGGGUGUAAUAUUUAGCCCUCCCAGCCAUUAGAAGACCAAAUGUAAUAAGGAAAAAAGAAAGGCAUACAUAUGGAGUGCCGAUGAAAGCCGCCGUUCUUUCGACUUGCAAUUAGAAUAUUAUCUUUCCGGUUGCCGCAAGAAGAAGCGUAGAAGGAUGAUAUUUAGGAAGCAGCUCAAGUGAUGAACGAGAAUGUUGAAUGGCUAUUGUUCCAGGAACCCUCCAUUAUCACCUGUUCUUUGCUUCUUGAUUAUUCUCUUGUAACUGGAGAUUUCAAGCAGUGAGAUGACAAUUGACAGUAUGUAUGGGUAUUCUGGUAAAUUUCUAUCGAGAUAUUUACAAAACAUCCCUGCAAAAUUAAUUAUUUUCAUAAACAGUCACAACACAAGAACAUGCUUGCAAAAUCUGAAUUUUCAUGUAUACUGUACAAGAAAAAUAUAUUUUCUCACAUGCACAAUUAUAUGAAAACCGUCUCAGGAAAAAAGCUUUUGGUUACUUCUACAUUCAGUCGCAAAUGGUAGACCUGUGUUUUGAUCUCGUCUUCAGAGUUCUGAUUUUAAGAACUAUACAGUUGACCUCAGUUUCAGUUAAUCCUCAGUUUUAAUUUUGGUCCUGACGUUUGAUCUCUAUUCUGAUUUCAUUCCCAAAGUUUGACCUUCUUUUCAAUUUUAUCCUCAGGAGUUUCAAGUUUAACAAAGGAAGGCCUAGUGCUGUUGCUAAAAAGGCCCUUUUUUGGUCAGCUAACUAAAGGAAGGACUUGAUUAUUUGUUGAUUUGAACACACUUUAUUUGUUAUAGUUCAAACUUGAUACUAGGAGGAUGAAAUUGAAAUCUUGCUCAGUUUCAACUGUUAGCUUUACAAAUUAAGCUAAGAGCUUUUUUUUUUAAAUACUAAACCAAUCUCCCCUUGGAUAACAUACCUCCCCAACUUAAGAAAAGAGUAUUUUUGUACGAAGGAUAUAUGUGAAAAGUUCAGAUUUUACAAGGGUAUAUUUUAAAAGAUGAUAUUGCAGGGAGGUGCAUAUGAAAUUCUCAACUUUAGCAAAAUUUGGCUUCAAAUAUGAAAAACUUACAUGGCUUUCAGCCAAAGAUCUUUGAAAUUUUUCGCAAGAUGCUUAAAGCAAUAGCUAAAAUUUUAGCUACAAAUGCCCAAAUGAAGCUAUAGUAUGCCACAAGUGGAAGGAUCAAAGGCUUCACGAAGAUCUGACAAAACUUGAUCACAUAGUAAACAACUGCAUCAGGCUUAUUUAGGAAACCUGCAGAAUGAAUCAUCAUGAGCUUUGUUCAUCGAGUUUAUUGUUUAAAAAUAUCAAUAGGUUGAUAAUGUUAGGCAAUGCAUACUCUCCGCGAGAUUUGGCAACCUAUCAAAUAGGAAGGUGAUCAACUUCAGCAUUUUCUGAAACCAUAAAGGUAACUUCUAUUAAUGUUGUUUGAGAUUUCUUUGGCAUUCAAACAUAGACAGCAUGAAAUUGGAAAUAUAUUCAGAAGGAAUUACCGGUGCAAGAUCUCCUGGUUUGAGUGGCGACUCAACAAAGACAUGAGCUUCCCUGUAAAACAGAUGAUUCAAUUGAAAGUAUGAGACAGGACGGAGGGAGAUGACAGUGUGCUGCACGGAUGUGCAGAUGCAUCUUGGGCAAGCAAUUAUUUCUUCGACAGCUUCCCUUAUGGGGUACUAAAAAUAAAACUCUUGAAAGGUUAGUUAUUGAAGAAAGCAAACUUCUAGAGUUCCGGUACAUGUUUGCACAUGACACAAAUCUGAGAAGUCUGUAUCCUCUUACCAAGGUGCCAUCUUAUUGCAAUCGUUAAGCGUCCUCCUUCGCAGAUCUCAUCAACGGUGAAAGUGACGUUCUUUCCCAUGGCUUCUACUAGUCUUUCAAAAUACUUGUGAAUACUCUAAGUUCAUAGAAAAUAUUAGUGAAUUAUCAUCGUUAAAUGGUGUACAUUCCACAUAUAGUAGGGAUGUGAAGUUAAGUGGCUGUUUAGUAGCAAUAAUGCAAGGAAAGCAUUGAAAAACUGUUUUUUUUUUUUUUAAACUUUUGUUAGAAUAGAAAUGUAAUGUUUCAUUUGUUUGGUUCAUAAGAAAUGAAACUGUUUUAUUUCUUUUUAUUGAUUUGUGGAAAAAGGAAACGGGAAGUGAUGGAUAAAUGUAGUAAAUAAGUGGGCAUUUUGCUGUUUUACUUCUCCACAGAAUUCAUCUGGAAACAAGGUGUUAACUUUUCCUCAAAUUGCGGAGAGCCUUUCUCAAGUAAACAAUUGGAAAUUGCUUUUUUGGGCAGAAAACUGUUACCUUUCCUUGCAGUGGCUUAUAAUAUGCUUUAUCUUCAAUUUUGCAGCCAGGAGCAAUCAGCUUCUCUAAACUUUUGAUGUCCUGGUCAUUUAGGGAUGAGUAGAACUUCUGAGUCAGUUCUAGCAAAGGCGAAGGCGGCACUUUAUCGGCCAGGUGAUUCAGAUCUUCCGGCCCGGUCGGUUGUAAAGCUCGAAGUGGCUUGCAAGGGAAUCGCCGCCUUCGUAAGUGAGUGGUUGUGAGUCUCAAUCUCUUUAUCUUCGGAGCAACACAACAGUGACUAGAGUUUGUUGGUACAGUGAGGGAGGAAUGAGACCUCCCACAUGUUAUUUCAGGAGCUGGUAAUGAGAAGGGAAUGCAAGCCAUUGUAGGAUUAGACCAUCAAUCAUAAUCGAUGAAUUUGAAAGUCUAUUUACAGAGAAGAAUAGAUCGAAGAAUCGCGAUUGCCUGCAAUGGAGUUUGCUUCAUGGGUGGUCAAGGAAUGUGAUACUGCUUUUAAGACAAGUAGAUUUUCAGAUAAACUUUGUACAUAGGGAAAUGCUUUACCUACCGUUACGGGCAUCUCCUAACGUGCUAGUUUGAUUUGUACAAGCCGAUCAGAAUAUAACACAUCAAUAUGCCAACAUUUCAGUAGCUUACAGGAGAAAGUAGUGAUGGUGGUAUCAUGAGAUUACGUUAUACAUGGGCUUUGGGUUCGUUGAAGAGAAACUUGGUGCGAGAGUGGUUUGGGGUGUGAAAUUGAUACUUUUUGUUGUACCUGUGUAAAGAGUAAAAAAUUAAAAUUUUCUUUUUUUA